GUCUUUGAGUGCAAUAAUGGAUGAAAUGAAUGAAUCGCAUAAUAGUCUCGAAGAUUGGAUUGCCUUUAAGAAAGACAUCUUCGUUAUCAAUGACAAGACACGAAAACAUCGAUUUCUCGUGGCUUACAAUCACAUCGAGAACUCGAUUGCCAUCACAUGUUGUGAGGGCACGAGACGAGCGGCUGAUAAGCGCAACAAAUCAAUGGCCUCUUCGUUCACUCUACAGAAUCUGAUUGAUGUGAACAAAGAGUUGUCGCUUAUUCGUCCAAAACUGGACCAAUACUUCCAACCAAUCAUAGAACUGAUCCAAAGCCGUAAUUCGCAUUCGAGGUUAUAUUCAUUGAUAAUGAGUUUGGGUUUCGGG
This is a messenger RNA of Oppiella nova, 364 nucleotides long. The record is from the annotation of a GenBank genome assembly. Lineage: Eukaryota; Metazoa; Arthropoda; Arachnida; Sarcoptiformes; Oppiidae.